This is a messenger RNA of Penicillium chermesinum, 279 nucleotides long. RefSeq lists its product as uncharacterized. The transcript has 2 exons. The record is from RefSeq and is a predicted model, not a curated record. Bases 1 to 279 code for a protein of 92 amino acids. NCBI's taxonomy places the organism in Eukaryota, Fungi, Ascomycota, Eurotiomycetes, Eurotiales, Aspergillaceae.
AUGAUGUUCCUCGGAGCUUUUGUUUCCCUGUGUGCUGUUGCAUCUGCAUUCCCCUUUGCUGCCCCAUCCAGCGGUCUUGAGCUGAGCGGAAACAAACUCAAGAGCCUUGUGGAUGUUCUGAGGGCAAACGGCGGCAACAUCAACUUUGAUGUAGACCAAAGCGACCAAAACAUCAGCUGCGUUGUCUCCUACACGCUAACUUUGGGCGGCACUGCUCCCCCAUACACCAUUGACUUGGCUACCUUCGACCUGUCCAACUGCACCUACACUGGUCCCUAG